GAGAGAAUCAUGAGGGGCCAACGUUUCGAGGAAGUUCUCGAGAAUGUGAAGGAACUGGUUGCCGAACGAGAUCGAGUGGCCGCCGCCGGUGAGAACUUCUGCCGCCUUACUUUUCAGCUUACUUUCCUUGAAGAGAACUAUCAGGAAGUUCCUGAUAUCAUUGAACUCGCCGCGAACUUGGGCAUAAACCGUGUGAAGGGGCACCACUUGUGGGCACAUUGGUCUGAGAUGGCUGGGCGUGCCAUGAAGCGGAAUGUUCAGGCGGUUGAGGCCUGGAAUCAGAUGGUACCGAAGGCGUUGAAGGUUGCAGAGUGCCAUGGAAUAAAGCUGGAAGGCAUUGAUUUCAUCCCGGAGAGUGCGGGCGAAGAUCUGGCUCCGGGCGCACCGUGCCCUUUCCUGGUGAAGGAGUUUUGGGUUGCAGCUGAUGGACGCUUCAACCCAUGCUGUGCUCCCAACGAACAGCGCCUAUCUCUUGGGUAUUUUGGCAACUUGAAUGAGGACUGCAGCGUGACAGAGUUGCAGAGUUGUGGCGGACCGGAAGACAUGGAUUGA
Molecule: messenger RNA, 552 nt
Organism: Durusdinium trenchii
Lineage: Eukaryota; Dinophyceae; Suessiales; Symbiodiniaceae
Source: the annotation of a GenBank genome assembly